CAGCAGCCAGUUACAAAUGUCAGGUCUGAAGCAUGUAAGAGUAAAUUAGCGACAGAAAGAGACAGAUCACGUGAGAGAUACCAAGCAGCUCAUAAUAUACUUUCCAAAGGUUCGAAUAAAAAUGAAUGCUGAUUAAACUUAGACACACUGAAAGAUGGUAAUUGUGCAGAUAGACGAAAAGAAUUCCAGUACUCUGGUGUUUUUUGUUAAUGGAAAAAAGGUGGUAGAUGACAACGUAGAUCCAGAACUGACAUUGUUGCAGUAUUUGAGAAAUAAAUUAAGAUUAUGUGGCACCAAGCUUGGAUGUGGAGAAGGAGGAUGUGGAGCUUGCACUGUUAUGGUUUCAAAAUUUGACAGAACGAAGAAACAAGUCAUACAUAUUCCAGUUAAUGCUUGUUUAGCACCAGUAUGUGCCAUGCACGGCCUAGCAGUGACAACAAUAGAAGGCAUUGGCUCCACCAAAACAAAACUCCACCCUGUACAAGAACGUAUCGCUAAAUCGCACGGUUCUCAAUGUGGAUUUUGCACCCCAGGAAUAGUUAUGUCAAUGUACACCCUCCUGAGGAACUCGCCAAAACCGUCUAUGAAAGACAUGGAGGUAGCUUUUCAAGGAAACCUUUGCAGAUGCACCGGUUACAGACCAAUCAUAGAAGCAUACAAAACUUUUACAGAAGAAUGGGAGUUGAUACAAAACGGAAAUAAGCUAUCAAAUACAAACGGAGGAUGUGGCAUGGGCGCCAAAUGCUGCAAGCUCCAAAAUGGAAUCAAAAGUAAACAAUCAGAAGAUGAGAAACAAACAUUAGUCCAUCCUUGUCAAUUUACACCCCACGAUGCAACUCAAGAACCAAUAUUCCCACCAGAAUUAAAACUAACUGAUAAGUACGAUAAUCAAAACUUAAUUUUUGAAAGCAAAAAUAUCACUUGGUACCGACCCACGAGUUUAAAUGAUCUACUAGAUUUAAAACAUAAAUAUCCCGAAGCUAAAAUUGUUGUAGGAAAUACAGAAGUUGGCGUAGAAACAAAAUUCAAACAAAUGAUUUACCCUGUAAUUAUCCAACCGGUUCAAAUACCAGAACUUACGAUGAUCGAAGAGACUACUAAAGGGGUUCGAGUAGGAGCGUCAGCUACAUUGAUAGACAUAGAAGAUUAUCUGAAGAAACAAAUCAGAGAUAAACCGUGUUAUCAAACCAAGAUAUUUAAAGCUAUAGUGAAAAUGAUGAAUUGGUUUGCUGGGAAGCAAAUUCGUAGUGUAGGAGCUCUAGGCAGUAAUGUAAUGACUGGUAGUCCCAUUUCCGAUAUGAUACCAAUUCUGAUGGCAGCCAAAUCAACUUUGGAACUUUCCAGCAAAACCGGUAAACGAAUAGUUCCUCUCGACAACAAUUUCUUCGUAGGUUAUAGAAAAAGUAUUGUUAAACCUGAAGAGAUCCUUUUAGCAAUACACAUACCUUUUUCUCAACAUUUUCAGUAUUUCGUAGCUUACAAACAAGCUAGAAGGAGAGAAGAUGAUAUCGCUAUUGUUAACGAAGCGGUUAAUGUCAGUUUUCUACCUAAGACUAAUAUUAUUGAACAAAUUAGUUUUGGUAUAGGUGGGAUGUCAUUCAAAACAGUAUCAGCUCCUAAUACUGAGGCCAAACUAAAGGGUUUACCUUGGAAUAGAAGCACACUAGAAAUAGCUUUUAAUUCUUUAUUAGAAGAUUUGCCAUUAGAUCCAGGUGCUCCAGGGGGAAUGAUCCUUUACAGAAGAUCACUACCUCUCAGUUUAUUUUUUAAAGCGUUUCUUACGAUAUCUCGCGAAUUACAAAAGUAUAUUCCCGAUAUCGAGUUGGACGAACGAGAAUUAAGUGGUAUUAACGAGUAUUCGAGUCAAGAAUACAAAAGUUCCCAGUAUUUUAAUGUAGCACCAGAAAUGCAAGAUAAAACCGAUUCUGUACAAAGACCUCUAGUACACAUGUCGGCCUAUAAACAAGCCGCAGGCGAAGCAAUAUAUUGCGAUGAUAUACCCAAAUUUGAAGGAGAACUACAUGCAGCCUUUGUCUUAAGCACAAAAGCACAUGCAAAGAUUCUUAAUAUAGACGAAUCAGAAGCUUUAGCUGUAGACGGAGUGCAUGCUUACGUAUCUUCAUCGGAUGUACCCACAAACGUGAAGUGGGGAACGGCAGUCCACGACGAAGAACCAUUCUACACAAAAGAAGUAACCGCCGUUGCUCAAAUAAUAGGAUUAAUAGUCGCCGAUACUCAUGCAAUAGCUCAAAAGGCUGCCAAAAAAGUAAAAGUAACUUACGAAGAACUCGAUGUAAUAGUCACUAUUGAAGAUGCGAUUAAAUAUAGGUCUUUCUUCCCGAUGCAGCGGAAAAUGGUCAAAGGAGAUGUGGAGAAUGUUUUCAAAGAAGCCAAGCAUGUAAUCGAAGGGGAAUGUCGAAUUGGAGGACAAGAACAUUUCUAUUUCGAAACACAAUCCUGUGUAGUUGUUCCUAAGGGCGAAGAUGAUGAAAUGGAAAUAUUUGCUUCUACCCAGAAUCCCUCUGAACUCUCAAAAUUAGUAAGUGAAGUAAUGGGAGUCCCGCAGAGCAAAAUCAUUACCAAAGUAAAGAGGUUAGGUGGGGGAUUUGGAGGAAAGGAAUCCAAAGGUGCGAUGCUCGCUAUUCCCCUAGCGGUGGCGGCUAGGAAGAUGAAUCGACCAAUUAGAAUCAUGCUAGAUAGAGACGAAGAUAUUUGUAUGACAGGAGCCAGACAUCCAUUUUAUUUUAAGUACAAAAUAGCUUUCGAGGACAGCGGGAAAAUGUUGGCCUGUGAAGCGGAUUUAUAUAGUAAUUGCGGAUACGCAUAUGAUCUUUCAAUGGCGGUCAUGGAUAGAGCAGUAACGCAUUUCGAAAAUGCCUACUACAUCCCAGCAGUCAGUUUGAGAGGGAUUCUUUGCAAAACGAAUUUACCAUCCAAUACGGCUUUCAGAGGCUUUGGAGCACCGCAAGGAAUGUUCUUAGCUGAAACCAUGGCACAUCAUAUCGCUGAUUAUCUCAAAAAAGAACCGGAAGAAAUUAGUGAGCUAAAUUUGUAUAGAAACGGUGAUAUUACUUAUUAUAAUCUACGAAUGGAAGACUGUACUUUGGAUAAAUGUUGGAAUGAAUGCAUGCAAUCUUCAGAUUUCGCUAACAGGAAGAAGAUGGUUAGGGAGUUUAAUAGACUAAACAAGUACAAAAAACGAGGCAUCAGCGUAAUCCCGACCAAAUUCGGCAUAGGUUUUACGGUACCAUUUUUGAACCAAGGUGGCGCCCUGGUUCUUAUUUACACAGACGGAAGCGUUCUAUUAACCCAUGGCGGUAUCGAAAUGGGUCAAGGUCUCCAUACAAAAAUGAUACAAGUUGCUAGCAGAGCUUUGGAAGUUUCUGUCGAUAAAAUUCAUACAAGCGAAAUAGCUACUGAUAAAGUGCCCAAUACUUCGGCGACGGCAGCCAGCGCUGGAUCUGACUUGAAUGGAAUGGCAGUACUGAACGCAUGUCACACUUUAAAAGAGAGACUGAGGCCGAUAAAAGAAAAAAAUCCAAAUGGAACGUGGGAAGAGUGGAUAUUAGCAGCUUACCAAGACCGUAUUAGUUUAGCAGCUACUGGUUAUUACAAAACACCUGACAUUGGAUACAAUUGGGAAUCUGGAGAGGGUAGACUAUUCAAUUAUUUUACAUUCGGAACAGCUUGUACGGAAGUUGAAAUUGAUACACUAACUGGAGACCAUCAGGUUUUGAAGACGGACAUUGUGAUGGAUUUAGGUGAAAGUUUAAAUCCAGCCAUAGAUGUCGGGCAAAUCGAAGGUGCUUUUAUGCAAGGAUACGGAUUAUUCGUCCUUGAAGAAAUGGUAUACUCUCCAAAAGGAGAAACCCUAACCAAGGGUCCAGGAACGUAUAAAAUUCCCGGUUUUGCAGAUAUACCCGGAGAGUUCAAUGUUUCUAUAUUGAAAGGAGUUUCUAAUCCAAGAGCCGUAUAUUCUUCGAAGGCUGUUGGUGAGCCUCCUUUGUUCUUGGGAAGUUCUGUACUCUUUGCCAUUAAAAAUGCAAUCCAAGCUGCAAGAGAAGAAAAUAAUGUAGAAAGAUAUUUCCGGUUGGAUGCACCAGUAACGUCAGCAAAAAUUAGAAUGGCUUGUGAAGAUGAAAUUACGUUAAAGAUAAAAGAACCUGAACCAGGCAGUUUUAAACCUUGGAAUGUUGUAGUAUAAUAAGCAUACAUCUACAAAUAUUAAAGUUAUAAAAUAAUAAGACUUCCUUUUUGUAAAUAUAUUUUUUAAGGGUGUAUUAUUAAAUAACCAUAAUAUGUUUA
Psylliodes chrysocephalus is the source of this 4305-nucleotide messenger RNA. The record is from the annotation of a GenBank genome assembly. Lineage: Eukaryota; Metazoa; Arthropoda; Insecta; Coleoptera; Chrysomelidae.